Messenger RNA from Cladocopium goreaui, 1387 nucleotides. The record is from the annotation of a GenBank genome assembly. NCBI's taxonomy places the organism in Eukaryota, Dinophyceae, Suessiales, Symbiodiniaceae.
GCAAUGCAGCAGCGGUGCUGCAAGUGAAGGUGUGGCCCUGAUGAAACCUAGUGAUUCCGAAGCCGACAAGGCCUUUGCAUCUGGUGCCCCAAGGAAGCCAGCGCAACUUUCUGCUAGUUUCUGGCUUCCUGAGUUGAGAAACCAAAUAUCAUCCUAUCUUGAUGUGCCGGCACUGUGUGCUCAGCGAGCCACAGCUCGUGAGAACUACUCACCGAAGGCUUUUGUUGCUCACCUUGUGCAGCUUGUACGACCUGAAACGCCUGAUGCAAUCGUGGCAGCUGCAGAUAUUGUUUACAACAAAGAGAAGCUUCCAGCGCGGGAGUGCGCGCAAGUGUUUGCUCGGGACCGCUUUCAACUCUUCGCGCGGGUAUUGAAUGCCGAGUGUGACCAACUGAUGGUCAUGGCACGGAUGAAUGUUGGAGCCCUGAGGUCUCAUGUGCAUCUUCGACGCCGGCGCACCGGCUUUUCGACUAUGGGGCAAACGGUAGUUCUCGGAGCUUCGCUGAAUGUCUUCGACGAUUUGGACUGGGGUGCAUUGCGUCUCAAGCAAAUGUUUGCUGCAGAAAUCAUUCGAUUGGAAACUGAGAGCCACCACCCGAGUCAAGUGCUCCAGACACACGUGCUGGCGCGCUACGCAAGCCUCCCAUUUGGACUUAAAGCUGCCCCAGAAUUGCGCCACGAAAAAGCAGCCGAGACUGGUGAGGCAGCAGCCAAGGAAAAGCCGAGCUUGAGUCCAGCGAACAUUCAAGUUCGUGUACCAAGAGAAAAGGAAUCUACCCGGGCUCAACUCCGGCCAGUGACUGUCCAGGAAAGAGUGGUGGUUGUGGGACCAGCGCUACAGGAAGAGAAGGUCACGAAAUUGCUGAACGAAAUUGAGAAGCUCAAAACGGAGCCAAGCCAGUGCGUAUUGGAUUUUCGCCGCAUUGAUUUAGCGGCGAAAAAGGUGGAGGUUGACUGCGAGAUCUUACAGCGAUGGCCCCGAGAGGAGCUGAAACAGGCAAGAGUCCUGGUCUCGUCGGUGGAUGCGUUUGAGAAGGCAUUGGCUGACGCGAUGGACUCUGCUGGUUGCAGCUGCGUGUCUGCAUUGUUGGAGAGCUUCCAACAGUUGAAGGCCAGCCAGGCAGAGGCCCAGGCAAACGGCUGGCAUCCCGACCUCGGCCUCCCUACGAAGGAGUUGCUGAUCACCAUGGUCGUGCAGACCCAGGGUCUGCAAAGGGGUUCCUUGGAAGAUGCGAGGCAGCUCCUGAACAAGGUGUCUAGCAAGUGGAAAGGCAAGGACCAGGCGAACCAAUGCAAUGAACCCCGUGCUGGCGAAAGGGCGAAAGAAGCCAUCCACCACGCCCAGCUGGAGGAGGCGCAGAACCAACUUCUUCACCUCAUGAACUGA